ACCAUCGAGCUUCGCGGGGUUGCUGGGCUGACGGAUCCGCGGGCCGGCAUCUGAAGCGAGCGGGACGCAGCGCGGCCAGGGCCUCCGGGCAUACGCAGGCUGGUCCCCAAGGCCCGCGGCCGCCGCCAUGUCGGUGCUGGGCGAGUACGAGCGACACUGCGAUUCCAUCAACUCGGACUUUGGGAGCGAGUCCGGGGGUUGCGGGGACUCGAGUCCGGGGCCUAGCGCCAGUCAGGGGCCGCGAGCCGGCGGCGGCGCGGCGGAGCAGGAGGAACUGCACUACAUCCCCAUCCGCGUCCUGGGCCGCGGCGCCUUCGGGGAAGCCACGCUGUACCGCCGCACCGAGGAUGACUCACUGGUUGUGUGGAAGGAAGUCGAUUUGACCCGGCUGUCUGAGAAGGAACGUCGUGAUGCCUUGAAUGAGAUUGUUAUUCUGGCACUGCUGCAGCACGACAACAUUAUUGCCUACUACAAUCACUUCAUGGACAAUACCACGCUGCUGAUUGAGCUGGAAUAUUGUAAUGGAGGGAACCUGUAUGACAAAAUCCUUCGUCAGAAGGACAAGUUGUUUGAGGAAGAGAUGGUGGUGUGGUACCUAUUUCAGAUUGUUUCAGCAGUGAGCUGCAUCCAUAAAGCUGGAAUCCUUCAUAGAGAUAUAAAGACAUUAAAUAUUUUUCUGACCAAGGCAAACCUGAUAAAACUUGGAGAUUAUGGCCUAGCAAAGAAACUUAAUUCUGAGUAUUCCAUGGCUGAGACGCUUGUGGGAACCCCAUAUUACAUGUCUCCAGAGCUCUGUCAAGGAGUAAAGUACAAUUUCAAGUCUGAUAUCUGGGCAGUUGGCUGCGUCAUUUUUGAACUGCUUACCUUAAAGAGGACGUUUGAUGCUACAAACCCACUUAACCUGUGUGUGAAGAUCGUGCAAGGAAUUCGGGCCAUGGAAGUUGACUCUAGCCAGUACUCUUUGGAAUUGAUCCAAAUGGUUCAUUCGUGCCUUGACCAGGAUCCUGAGCAGAGACCUACUGCAGAUGAACUUCUAGAUCGCCCUCUUCUCAGGAAACGCAGGAGAGAGAUGGAGGAAAAAGUCACUCUGCUUAAUGCACCUACAAAGAGACCAAGGUCAAGCACUGUGACUGAAGCACCCAUUGCUGUAGUAACAUCACGAACCAGUGAAGUCUAUGUUUGGGGUGGUGGAAAAUCCACCCCCCAGAAACUGGAUGUUAUCAAGAGUGGCUGUAGUGCCCGGCAGGUCUGUGCAGGGAAUACCCACUUUGCUGUGGUCACAGUGGAGAAGGAACUGUACACUUGGGUGAACAUGCAAGGAGGCACUAAACUCCAUGGUCAGCUGGGCCAUGGAGACAAAGCCUCCUAUCGACAGCCAAAGCAUGUGGAAAAGUUGCAAGGCAAAGCUAUCCGUCAGGUGUCAUGUGGUGAUGAUUUCACUGUCUGUGUGACUGAUGAGGGUCAGCUCUAUGCCUUCGGAUCAGAUUAUUAUGGCUGCAUGGGGGUGGACAAAGUUGCUGGCCCUGAAGUGCUAGAACCCAUGCAGCUGAACUUCUUCCUCAGCAAUCCAGUGGAGCAGGUCUCCUGUGGAGAUAAUCAUGUGGUGGUUCUGACACGAAACAAGGAAGUCUAUUCUUGGGGCUGUGGCGAAUAUGGUAGGGGUAGCCUUGUCUCUGUCCACUUCUUCACAGGACGACUGGGUUUGGAUUCAGAAGAGGAUUAUUAUACACCACAAAAGGUGGAUGUUCCCAAGGCCUUGAUUAUUGUUGCAGUUCAAUGUGGCUGUGAUGGGACAUUUCUGUUGACCCAGUCAGGCAAAGUGCUGGCCUGUGGACUCAAUGAAUUCAAUAAGCUGGGUCUGAAUCAGUGCAUGUCGGGAAUUAUCAACCAUGAAGCAUACCAUGAAGUUCCCUACACAACGUCCUUUACCUUGGCCAAACAGUUGUCCUUUUAUAAGAUCCGUACCAUUGCCCCAGGCAAGACUCACACAGCUGCUAUUGAUGAGCGAGGCCGGCUGCUGACCUUUGGCUGCAACAAGUGUGGGCAGCUGGGCGUUGGGAACUACAAGAAGCGUCUGGGAAUCAACCUGUUGGGGGGACCCCUUGGUGGGAAGCAAGUGAUCAGGGUCUCCUGCGGUGAUGAGUUUACCAUUGCUGCCACUGAUGAUAAUCACAUUUUUGCCUGGGGCAAUGGUGGUAAUGGCCGCCUGGCAAUGACCCCCACAGAGAGACCACAUGGCUCUGAUAUCUGUACCUCAUGGCCUCGGCCUAUUUUUGGAUCUCUGCAUCAUGUCCCGGACCUGUCUUGCCGUGGAUGGCAUACCAUUCUCAUCGUUGAGAAAGUAUUGAAUUCUAAGACCAUCCGUUCCAAUAGCAGUGGCUUAUCCAUUGGAACUGUGUUUCAGAGCUCUAGCCCGGGAGGAGGCGGCGGGGGCGGCGGUGGUGAAGAAGAGGACAGUCAGCAGGAAUCUGAAACUCCUGACCCAAGUGGAGGCUUCCGAGGAACAAUGGAAGCAGACCGAGGAAUGGAAGGUUUAAUCAGUCCCACAGAGGCCAUGGGGAACAGUAAUGGGGCCAGCAGCUCCUGUCCUGGCUGGCUUCGAAAGGAGCUGGAAAAUGCAGAAUUUAUCCCCAUGCCUGACAGCCCAUCUCCUCUCAGUGCAGCGUUUUCAGAAUCUGAGAAAGAUACCCUGCCCUAUGAAGAGCUGCAAGGACUCAAAGUGGCCUCUGAAGCUCCUUUGGAACACAAACCCCAAGUAGAAGCCUCGUCACCUCGGCUGAAUCCUGCAGUAACCUGUGCUGGGAAGGGAACACCACUGACUCCUCCUGCGUGUGCGUGCAGCUCUCUGCAGGUGGAGGUUGAGAGAUUGCAGGGUCUGGUGUUAAAGUGUCUGGCUGAACAACAGAAGCUACAGCAAGAAAACCUCCAGAUUUUUACCCAACUGCAGAAGUUGAACAAGAAAUUAGAAGGAGGGCAGCAGGUGGGGAUGCAUUCCAAAGGAACUCAGACAGCAAAGGAAGAGAUGGAAAUGGAUCCAAAGCCUGACUUAGAUUCAGAUUCCUGGUGCCUCCUGGGAACAGACUCCUGUAGACCCAGCCUCUAGUCUCCUGAGCCUGUAGAGCCCCCAGGAGACUGGGACCCAAAGAACUUCACAGCACACUUACCGAAUGCAGAGAGCAGCUUUCCUGGCUUUGUUCACUUGCAGAAAAGGAGCGCAAGGCAGAGGCUCUGAAGCACUUUCCUUGUACAUUUGGAGAGUGGCAUUGCCUUUUAGAUAGGAUCUAGGAGUGAUUUUAUUGUUUUGGAGAAUGGAAGGGCCCCCAUGGCCCUGGCUUUGUCAUCAGUGACUGCCAUAGCAACAGCAGCUCUGUACCUCAUCUGUUGAUCCCACCUUUGAAGAGGAGACACAGUGCUCACCUUAAUUGCGCUGGUAGCAGCUUAUAUCCCAUGUAUCAUUUUCACCAUUGAUUGGAAGCUGCCUUGGGAAUUCAGUACCAGGCAUUACCCCUCUGGGUGGGAGAGGGAGAAGUGUAAAGUUGGAGUGGGCUGGAAUCAGGUGUGGCCCGCCCAGUGUCCUCUGCAGAGUGGUGAAGUAGUCUGGCCCUCUUGGGAGCCCUGAGUCCAGGAAAAUAUGUCUGAUGGAGUCAAUCUAGGGCUUGUUUCGAAAAAGUUCAGUUACUCUGUGCAGCUAAAUGCUUUAGGAGGAAAGGUAGGCUUAGGUUGCUUUUCCUCUGAGGGUUGAUUGAAAUUUCUUCAGUGAGGAAUAGAGAAAGGGCAGGACCCUCCUCAUCACACAGCUGGUGUUUCAGGCUGUGACCAAUGCAGGGUGGGAUUUCCUAACUGUGGAUGAGGGGAUGAGGUGUCUCUGAGGGAUGAGGUGUCUCAGAGAAUUGAGUCCAUGGGGCAGUCAGAAUAGCCUUAAGAGAAAAUCAUGAAGGAGAAGAGGUCCUCCUUUAGCUGCCUCUACUUGGUAUCUUAGAGAGGGCUUAGAGGGCUCUCAGUCUUCUGCCCAUGAAAAGACUUCUUUGAGCCUCUGCCUUCAUGGCUCUUAGGGUUCUGAUCUUGAUAUCAGCAGCCCCAACCACUUUCUUUCUGAAUGUCUAGUCAGUAUUUUUCCCCUUUUGGUGUUUUAUGAAGCCAUGUGGUAACGAAUGAAUCUGUAUCAUUUUUCCUACCUGAGUGGCCCAAAGCCAGCACCAAACCCUGGGAGUCCCUGAAGCCUAACAGAACAGGUAGAACUUGCAAAAGGAAUUUGGCUGAGAGCUCACUUCUAAUCCUGUACUCACUGUGUCUUUGUAGAUAGAAACAAGCUAGCUUUACCAAAGAGAAAUAGUGUCAUAGAAGAACAAAACUUCAUAUAGAAAGUUCUAGGCAAGUAUUUGAUGGUUUCCUUAAGGAUGUGAGCUUUGUAUUUCCACCUAGCCUUGUAAAAUGUUCCUGUGGUAUUUUGUGUCACACAUCCUACCUUUGAUGAGUCUCACAUCCCACCUUCCUAUAAACAGCUAAAUUAAUUUUGUUUCAUCUUCCCCAGACCAAAAUGUUUGAUAAUCUUAUCAACAUUGUGGGAGGUCUUGUGCAAUGGAAAUUUUGCCAUUUCUCCAAAACUGGUGGCAUAAAGGCUGAUGCUUGGGGAGAACCCCAUUGCUCGGGACAGGCAACUCUGUUCAAUGGGAUCUUCUUUGGUUUGAUGUUCCCAUUGUUUUCUCAGUUCUGGGAAGCCUAGUACAUUAGUACUAAUGUAAUCACUGAAACCUUUUCUUGAAAUAAGGGAAGCAGCCAAACUUUGAUUAAAGUUGCAAGUUCUGGGGACUUGCGGGGGUUGUCAUAAACUGUAACAGUGGGUUUUGGUUCAGCAUGUAAAUGCAACUUUGAUUUUCUUGAGGACCGAUUGACCUGUCAUGUCCCUGUAUCCUCAUGCUCAUCAUCUCAGCAGGCCUGAGAGGCUGGGUCAGUUUGGGUGUUCAUCAUGAGGAUUGCUUCUGCCAUGGAGCUGAUGGACAUGGGCAGGUUGCUGAGAAGGUGGGGUGAAAGUGAGUGCCGGGGGUGGGUGAGUGCCCUGGUCUUGUUCAUAGGGGAGCCUUUCCCUAGCAGUGGAACGCUGUGGUCAUUUUCUCUAGCAUAUUCCCUUGGGAAGUCUAGAUUUGCUAUUAAUCUGGCUGAGAAUCUAAGUUCUGUGCCUUAGAGACAGUUUGCACUUUCCCAUAUUGUGCCUGGGACAGCCAUAUGAUUUUUUUUCCCACCAAACAAGUAUGCAAACAGAAACCAGUUCAAAGGGGGAUGGAGUAAAAGAUGAGGCAGUAGAAAUGCCUUUGAAUGGUUUUCUGUAGCUAAUUCUCUUUAAAUUUUGUCCUGCUUUUUUUCUUUAUGCAGUGCUAGGUGUUUUAAGUUUUCUAGUAGUAUUGCUUUUGAGUUACAGUAUAACCUGAGUUACUCCUCUGCUCUAACAUUGUUGCAGAAGAACUAGUUUAUUGUUAGCCAGGUUGCUUGAAAGGUUGAGAGUGGAGUGGUUUGGCAUUUCUGUUUUAAAUAAACAUUUAAGCUCUUAAUCAGUACUGUGCUUCAGUAAGCCUGUGCAUGGACCUUAGUCUCUGGGGAUAAAACAUCCAGAUUCUAAGCCUCCGUGAAUCUUUGAUUCUGUGAGUCUUUAUAUAAAUAAUGUUCUUGGAACAGAAACAAUGCAAGGGACAUCUGCACAGAAAUAUUCUUUGCUUCUCUCCAGUUUCUUAUUCUUGCCAGCAGAAUCAUUGCUGCUGCUACAGCUUUUUUCCCAAAAAUGUCUAAAAGUGCCGAAAGUGCAGAGGGAGGGAAAAAAUGAGCCACUAAAAGAAGGAUGAUCCUUUCUUGUACCUACCUCCUCAGUCUCAGUGGGGGCCUUUCCAAGUGAUAAUGCCAGUUUAUGGUUUGUAAAACUUUUCCUUCAAAGAGAUUGAACUGAAUUUGGUCUCCCUGGCAUAGCACAGCCAAGUUACAACUUCUCUUGGCUGAGCAUUUCACUGAAGUUUAAAGCAAAAGUACACUAAAAAAUUUCAUUUCACUUGCCAUAUGUUCACAAACAUUCAUAAUAGAACAAUUCAGGGGCAAGAAUACAUUUUAAAUAAAUUCAUUCACAUGAAAUCCCUAAACCUCCAAAAAAGUAUUCAUGAUGGUCAGGGCAGAGUGGGCUAUAAUCAGGACUAUAAAACAUGUUCCUAACUGCUGCAAAGCCAAAAAUCAUUUAUUGUUUCAAUGAUUAACUGUGGAAAUAAACACGCUGAUCAUUAAACCUCACAGAAUGAUGAACAUUAGGGAGAAAAACUCCACUAUGUCACAUCUCUGUUACCACCUGUGUAGCUGUGGAGAGUGAUAAAUUGAUAAUGAAAGCAAACAUUGGCCAGAAGGUGCUGUGCUGCAUUACAUACAUUGCUGUUAAGAAAUACUGUCUCGGGCCAGACGCAGUGGCUCACGCCUGUAAUCCCAGCACUUUGGGAGGCCGAGGCGGGCGGAUCACGAGGUCAGGAGAUCGAGACCAUCCUGGCUAACACAGUGAAAUCCCGUCUCUACUAAAAAUACAAAAAAAUUAGCUGGGUGUUGUGGCAGGUGCCUGUAGUCCCAGCUACUCUGGAGGCUGAGGCAGGAGAAUGGCGUGAACCCAGGAGGCGGAGUUUGCAGUGAGCUGAGAUUGCGCCACGGUACUCCAGCCUGGGCGACAGAGUGAGACUCCAUCUCAAAAAUAAAAAAAAAAAUACUGUCUUGGCAGGACAGGCGCGGUGGCUCACGCCUGUAAUCCCAGCACUUUGGGAGGCCGAGGUGGGCAGGUCAGGAGUUCAAGACCAUCCUGGCUAACACAGUGAAACCCCAUCUCUACUAAAAAUACAAAAAAUCAGCCGGGCGUGGUGGUGGGCGCCUGUAGUCCCAGCUACUCGGGAGGCUGGGGCAGAAGAAUGGCGUGAACCCGGGAGGCGGAGCUUGCAGUGGGCCAAGAUCACUCCACUGCACUCCAGCCUGGGUGACAAGAGCGAGACUCCGUCUCAAAAAAAAAAAAAAAGAAAUACUGUCUCGGCACAUCUGCAUACAUUUUUAAUGAAAUGAGUUUCCACAUGAGGAGUUUCCCCGUGAAAUUUCUCCUAUGGUGUAACCUUAUGAACUUUAUAAUGUUUACUUGCACUAAACAUUUCUUGGAUAAAGUUGUAUAAAAUACAGACAUUAAGAAGCAGCAUGCAUUUACUGUCAUCGUCUGAGCUAUCCAGGAAGAAAUUCAGAUUUUUUUAAAAAAAGGUUCUUAUCUCUUCCCAGAGACCAGAUCAAGAUAAAUUUAAAAGAUGAAAGAUAUUUCUUUUUUUUUUUUCUUUUUUUUUUUUUGAGAUGGAUUCUUACUAGGUCACCAGGCUGGAGUGCAGUGGCGCGAUCUCAGCUCACUGCAACCUCUGCCUCCUGGGUUCAAGCAAUUCUCCUGCCUCAGCCUCCCGAGUAGUUGGGACUACAGGUGUGCGCCACCACGCCCAGCUAAUUUUUGUAUUUUUAGUAGAGACGGGGUUUCACCAUGUUGGCCAGGAUGGUCUCGAUCUCUUGACUUUGUGAUCCGCCCACCUCGGCCUCCCAAAGUGCUGGGAUUACAGGCAUGAGCCACCAUGCUCGGCCUUGAAAGAUAUUUCUAAUAUAACCAAGGCCUAAACAUGUAGAGAUUAAAGGGAACACUUAAGGCAUUGACUAUUGUUUUAUUUCUUUAGCAAAAUGAGAGCAAACAACUGCUUCCUUUUUAGAAAGCACUCCCCACAUAUAACAACAAUUUGUUCUCUCUGGAGGGCCCGGAUCUAUGACCUUACUAACAUCCAGCGAUCCCAAAUCCAAGUGCCUGUGGUACCAGGCAGAUAAGGUAAAGAAGUGAAGCAGGCCAAGUGAGACUGCAGUGGUCUGGUGCUACCAUUCCCAUCUGGAGGAGCAUCUGAUUCUAAACCCCACCCAAUUUGUGCCAUGCGGGUUGCUGGCCCAGUGUUUCCAGAACUUCCAGUUUUUCAAGAGAUGUUCCAUAUCCCAGUUUUUAAAUGUCAGAUCAUAUUAUGAAUGCUAGGCCAGCGAAAUAAAACAUCUGUGGAGCAAAGCAAUCCACAUGUUGCCAUUUUGUGACCUUGGCCACAGCUUACUCUUGCCAUCUAUUGCAAUGUACUGGUUUACAUUCCCACUUAAAGUGUACAUUUCAUUGAACUUGCCUAGGGAAUGUACCUAUUAGGUUAAAUAUCCAUUAUCUCUGUGUGAGGUUUCCUUAAGGGGCUAACCAUAAAGCUUUAUUAUGUGAUACCUCCUUUCCUUUGGAACAAUUAAAAAGAGUGCAAAGAAA
Homo sapiens (human) is the source of this 8314-nucleotide messenger RNA. It is a transcript of the gene NEK9, whose product is annotated as NIMA related kinase 9. NCBI's taxonomy places the organism in Eukaryota, Metazoa, Chordata, Mammalia, Primates, Hominidae. Bases 128 to 3103 code for a protein of 991 amino acids. Gene Ontology annotation, cellular component: cytoplasm; nucleus. The record is from RefSeq and is marked reviewed. Gene Ontology annotation, molecular function: protein serine kinase activity; protein kinase activity; protein serine/threonine kinase activity. The transcript is spliced from 22 exons.